AAACAGCGACACGGCAGGAAACACACAGGACAGCAAAGUUCUACUGGAACACGUCGUGGUCCUCGAACUCACCCGAGAUCGAUAAAGUAAAUGCAGAAAAUACAGCACUAGUGUGAGAUCAGCAUGUUAAACCCUGGUACUAACGGGGAGUCGGUGCUUGUGCUCUCUAACUAUGUGGAUGAGUAUCUGGAGCUGGUGGAGUCUUUACCUCUGGACCUACAGAGAUGUGUUUCUCUAAUGAGGGAAAUAGAUGCCAAAUACCAAGAGAUCCUGAAGGAGCUGAACGACAUUUAUGAGAAGCACAAGCAGGAAUCGGAUCCCGUCCAGAGGCGACGUCUGCUCCAGCAUGUCCAGCGCUCUCUUAUUCGUACCCAAGAGCUGGGAGAUGAAAAGCUCCAGAUUGCGGGACAGAUGGUGGAGCUUGUGGAGAACCGCACUCGUCAGUUUGAGUGGCAAGUUGAGCUUUUUCAGGCUUGUCAGAGUUCUCCGGAGAGCACCGUGUCUGUUGGGAGCAGCUCUUCACCUGCCGUGACGACGGUAAAUGUGACACCUCUGUCUACGCCGCUAAUGUCUCUGUGCAAAACAGUCACUGAGAGAAAGCGUGAGGAGACGCCAGGGUCGGGUGAUAAGGGGAGUGGGAAGCGCUCACGGAGACAAAAGAGUGGGUCGGAAAACCGGGACAACUCCAAUUACGGUUUGGAGCACAGCGACGACCCGGCGAGCGUCGUAACCCCGAAAGAGAAGAAGGCCAGGACGUCGUCUACGUCAUCAUCGAAGAAGAAGAAGAGGUCCAAAGCGAAGCAGGAGAGAGAAGCGUCUCCGACCGACCUCCCUAUCGACCCAAACGAGCCCACGUACUGCCUGUGCGAACAGGUUUCCUACGGAGAGAUGAUCGGCUGCGAUAACGACAAAUGCCCCAUCGAGUGGUACCACUUCUCCUGCGUCGACCUGCACCACAAACCCAAGGGAAAGUGGUACUGUCCAAAAUGCAGAGGAGACAACGAGAAAACUAUGGACAAAACUCUUGAGAGGGCUAAAAAAGAUCGAGCCUAUAGUAGGUAGACUGUCUCCCUCUCUUUCUCUCUCUGUCACAAACACAGUGCCUUUCACCAAGAGAUAAUAAACAUAAAGUUCAGCUCAUUUUACACUUUAAAGAAGAAAAAACAUUUCAGGAAAACACCAGCUUUGUUAUAAUUAUUAUUAUUAUGCUGUAACUGUAUCUGUAGUACUUUCAUGAUUAAUCUGCCUACAAUUUUAUUAGUCGUUCGAUGUUCCAGAUGUUUUCUCUGUUUUUAAUCCUAACUCUGUUGCUGUUGAAGCGUAACGAGUUUGUUACAUCUUUUAAACUUUUAUUGUUGCCGUUUAACAGCUGCACUUCCUUCUUCGAUAUAAACUAUAGUAGUUCUUCCACACACACACACACUUUUGAAUUGUUGUAUUCAUUUAUGCAUGACUCAGAACUCUUAACAUACAAAGUUACUGUUUCAUGUCAAUUUUUAUCGUAGAUUGUAUUUUACAUCAUAUUCACUGCCACAGUUCCAAUAAAAUCAGACUUUUAUGCA
Messenger RNA from Tachysurus vachellii, 1562 nucleotides. It is a transcript of the gene ing1, whose product is annotated as inhibitor of growth family, member 1. Bases 124 to 1062 code for a protein of 312 amino acids. NCBI's taxonomy places the organism in Eukaryota, Metazoa, Chordata, Actinopteri, Siluriformes, Bagridae. The transcript is spliced from 2 exons. The record is from RefSeq and is a predicted model, not a curated record. Gene Ontology annotation, cellular component: nucleus. Gene Ontology annotation, biological process: positive regulation of DNA-templated transcription.